UGCGCUUUCUGUCGAUUCGUCUUGCAAGUCAGCGAAGGUCAUCACAGCCGGAGACACAAUCAUUCACAAUGGCACCAAAGAAGAGCAGCAAGACCCACGACAGCAUCAACGCUAAGUUGGCCCUGACUAUCAAGUCUGGUAAGGUCACACUUGGCUACAAGUCGACCCUCAAGUCGCUCCGCUCCGGCAAGGCCAAGCUCGUCAUCAUCGCUGGCAACACCCCUCCUCUCCGCAAGUCCGAACUCGAGUACUACAGCAUGUUGGCCAAGACUGCCGUCCACCACUUUUCCGGCAACAACAUUGAGCUCGGUACCGCCUGCGGUAAGCUCUUCCGCUGCUCGACCAUGGCCAUUCUCGAUGCUGGAGACUCCGACAUUCUGUCCACCACUCCUCAGUAGAGGGAGAGUCCGAGGAGGAAGUAUGGUGCUACAGAUAGAUGCAUGAGCAGGGAACUGCCAGCGACACCAUUUCUGAGACGCGGCAAACAGUGCUCGUUCGGAUGACGACCUCGGAUGAGGAAAACUCCGCAUUCUGGUGGCCGUAUGCCCGUGUCUUCUGCGCAGGCACAUUUCUUCAAAUAGCCUGCAGAUUCCCACCAAUGCAAAUGCAUCUUCUGUGCCAGAA
This is a messenger RNA of Cercospora beticola, 624 nucleotides long. It is a transcript of the gene RPL30, whose product is annotated as 60S ribosomal protein eL30. The record is from RefSeq and is a predicted model, not a curated record. Lineage: Eukaryota; Fungi; Ascomycota; Dothideomycetes; Mycosphaerellales; Mycosphaerellaceae. Gene Ontology annotation, molecular function: structural constituent of ribosome; RNA binding. Gene Ontology annotation, cellular component: cytosolic large ribosomal subunit.